CAAGUAGCAGACUGCCUCACAUAGGAUAUUCUCGCCCAUUCCGAACCCACACACACACCGGACGCUUCCAGCAGCGCCAGACCAGCGCCAGACCAGAUCAGAUUCGUCUCAGAUACAAAAAACAAAAAACAAAAAAACACUCGCAGAUAUGCCCAUCAAUACAUCCUCAUCCGAUGAAGGCGUCACGGGCGCCGCCAAAUUCGUGACUUCUGCCGUCGGUAACACUGUAGGCGGUCUAGCCCGCACGGUCGGCGGCGUCACCGGCGCAGCGGGCCGCGGCAUAGGCGACACCAUCACCGGCGCGACAGGCAGUCUGGGCAAACCCGUGGGCGACGGCCUCAACAACGCCGCCACGGGCCUCGAGAGCGGCACGCACAGAGUCGCGCAGGGCGUCGAGGACGCUGGACAGUGGAAGGGCGGGGCGAAGCGGUUCUAA
Exophiala xenobiotica is the source of this 436-nucleotide messenger RNA. RefSeq lists its product as uncharacterized. The transcript has 2 exons. NCBI's taxonomy places the organism in Eukaryota, Fungi, Ascomycota, Eurotiomycetes, Chaetothyriales, Herpotrichiellaceae. The coding region runs from base 149 to 436 and encodes 95 amino acids. The record is from RefSeq and is a predicted model, not a curated record.